Messenger RNA from Eublepharis macularius, 2125 nucleotides. It is a transcript of the gene HTR7, whose product is annotated as 5-hydroxytryptamine receptor 7. Gene Ontology annotation, cellular component: dendrite; membrane. The coding region runs from base 1 to 1353 and encodes 450 amino acids. Gene Ontology annotation, biological process: G protein-coupled receptor signaling pathway, coupled to cyclic nucleotide second messenger; chemical synaptic transmission; circadian rhythm. The transcript has 2 exons. Lineage: Eukaryota; Metazoa; Chordata; Lepidosauria; Squamata; Eublepharidae. Gene Ontology annotation, molecular function: G protein-coupled serotonin receptor activity; neurotransmitter receptor activity. The record is from RefSeq and is a predicted model, not a curated record.
AUGGUCCUCGACUUCAACGGCUCCAGCAGCAGCCCCCUCCUGGCCAGCAGCCCGCUGCGCUCUUUCGCGCCGGAGGAUCCCCGGCAGCUGGGCAGCGGCAGCGGCGGUAGCCACAGCGGCGCCGGGAUGAUCGCCGGCUCGUUGCAUCCCACCCGCCUGGGGAAGCUCUUGCAGGGGGUCACCGCCAGCCCCGGGGGUGGCGGCGGCCCCAGCGCGAUCAGCCCCAGCGGCUUCGGCACGGCUGCGGACGGCGGCAACGACACGCAGUGCGUGCUGAUCCUGAGCUAUGGCAACGUGGAGAAGGUAGUGAUCGGGGCCGUCCUGUCGCUCCUCACCCUGCUGACCAUCGCCGGCAACUGCCUGGUGGUGAUCUCCGUCUGCUUCGUGAAGAAGCUGCGGCAGCCCUCCAACUAUCUCAUCGUCUCGCUGGCCCUGGCCGACCUCUCGGUGGCCGUGGCCGUCAUGCCCUUUGUCAGCGUGACCGACCUCAUCGGCGGCGAGUGGAUGUUCGGCCGAGCCUUCUGCAACGUCUUCAUCGCCAUGGACGUGAUGUGCUGCACCGCCUCUAUUAUGACCCUCUGCGUGAUAAGUAUCGACAGGUAUCUCGGUAUAACCAGGCCUCUCACCUAUCCUGUAAGGCAAAAUGGGAAGUGCAUGGCUAAAAUGAUCCUUUGCGUGUGGCUGCUGUCUGCUUCAAUCACUUUGCCACCUCUCUUCGGCUGGGCUCAAAAUAUUAAUGAUGGCAAAGUAUGUUUAAUAAGCCAAGACUUUGGUUACACAAUUUAUUCCACUGCUGUUGCAUUUUACAUUCCCAUGUCGGUUAUGCUUUUCAUGUACUAUCAAAUCUUCAAGGCGGCCAAGAAGAGCGCUGCCAAACACAAGUUUGCUGGCUUUCCACGGCCUGAAGAAAAUGAAAGAAUUGUUUCUGCAAACGGCGUUGUCAAACUGCACAAGGAGUCUGAAGAGUGCACAAAUUUUUCACGUCUGCUUAAGCAUGAACGGAAGAACAUUUCCAUCUUCAAAAGGGAGCAGAAAGCUGCGACUACCCUUGGGAUUAUUGUUGGGGCCUUCACCGUGUGCUGGCUGCCAUUUUUCAUACUUUCCACUGCGAGACCCUUUAUCUGUGGAAGGUCUUGCAGUUGCAUCCCAUUGUGGGUUGAGAGAACUUUUCUGUGGUUGGGUUACGCAAACUCUCUUAUCAAUCCCUUUAUAUAUGCUUUCUUCAACCGGGACUUGAGGACAACCUACCGCAAUCUGCUGCAGUGCAGAUAUAGGAAUAUCAACCGUAAACUAUCAGCUGCAGGAAUGCAUGAGGCCCUGAAGCUUGCUGAAAAGCCAGAGUUUGUUCUGUAAGGUCAUUUGACUUUUAUUACAUUUAUUCCAUAGUUUGAGAUGUACAUGUUUUCUCUUUCAAGUAAAACGAAACAUGGACAAGAAAGAAAAUCUUUUAAUGGAAGGCAGAUCUUAGAGAGGAUGUCAUAGUUUCCUAUGAAGAAGCUUGGGAAUUGUAUUUGGUGGAGAAUGCUGAGACUUCUGUCGGAGAGAUCAACACUUACCACCAUUCACACACCCAGCAGUAAUUCCCCAGGGUUCAUUAGCAAGGUGGGGAGGGGAGGGACUAUUAAACCAGUUUAAUAGUAAGCAUGUCCUGGACGCAAUAAUUCCAACCUUUGACCAGCCAUUGGCGUUCUGGGGUAUCCAAAGAGUCCUUACAUUUAAGCAACUAUCUUUUAAAUUACUACAAAUCUUAAGAUGUUUAUAGAGCUCUCAGUGUAUGGCUAGAGAUUACCGUCUUGCUACAUAUUUUGUUGACCACUUGUAAACUUAUUGGGUGAGCACAGCAGAGCUGAUUUUUUUUAUUACAUCCUUGCUACUGCACAUUACUGGUUGAUGUGAAUUUUUGGUAAACCAGACACUCACCUUUACUGCAUAGCUGGACAUUACACAUAAUAGGAUCUGUGUGAUUUCUUGCACUUCUCAGUAAGCAGCCAUAAAGUAAAUGAUUACUUGUAGGUGUGAAGAAUUGUGUUAUUAUAAUGAUUAGAUGCAUGCCUAUUCUAUGUGGGUUUCAACAACCAAGCAUCUAGGAUUUUUUUAAAAAAAACACCUGUUUUUCUGAAUUGGA